Penicillium bovifimosum is the source of this 942-nucleotide messenger RNA. Its product is annotated as putative glycerol dehydrogenase. Gene Ontology annotation, molecular function: aldose reductase (NADPH) activity. Bases 1 to 942 code for a protein of 313 amino acids. The transcript has 3 exons. Lineage: Eukaryota; Fungi; Ascomycota; Eurotiomycetes; Eurotiales; Aspergillaceae. The record is from RefSeq and is a predicted model, not a curated record. Gene Ontology annotation, cellular component: cytosol.
AUGGCUGCCUGCGAUACCCGUUUCAAGCUCAACACCGGCGCUGAGAUCCCCGCGCUCGGUCUGGGAACAUGGCAAUCCCAGCCCGGUGAGGUCGCCCGCGCCGUCUCCCAUGCCAUCAAAGUCGGCUACCGUCACAUCGACGCCGCCCUGUGCUACGCGAAUGAGAACGAGGUCGGCCAGGGCAUCAAGGAAGCCAUUGAUUCCGGAAUCGUCAAGCGCGAGGACCUUUUCGUGACCACCAAGCUGUGGUGCUCCUACCACACCCGUGUCGAGGAGGGUCUCGAGCAGAGUCUCAAGGACCUCGGUCUCGACUAUGUCGACCUGUAUCUGAUGCACUGGCCUCUGGCUAUGAACGACAAGGGAAACCACAACCUCUUCCCCAAGCUCGCGGAUGGCUCGCGCGACAUCCUCCGCAACCACUCCCACAUCACCACGUGGAAGAGUAUGGAGAAGCUCGUCGGUACCGGCAAGGUCAAGGCCAUCGGCGUUUCGAAUUACAGUCUCAAGUAUCUCGAGGAGCUGAUGCCCCAGGCCACUAUUGUCCCCGCCGUCAACCAGAUCGAGAAUCACCCUUCGCUGCCCCAGCAGGAAAUUGUGGAUUUCUGCAACAAGAACGGCAUCCAUAUCACAGCCUACAGUCCUCUGGGUAGUACCGGCAGCCCUCUGUUCACUGCGGAGCCCAUCGUGGCUGUCGCUAACAAGCGUGGUGUUACCCCCGCCAGUGUUCUGCUCAGCUGGCACAUUGCCCGUGGCUCCUCCGUUCUGGCCAAGUCUGUGACCCCUGCCCGUAUCGAGUCCAACCGUGCCGACCUGAUCAAGCUGGAUGCUGAGGAUAUGGAUGCGCUGCGGAAGUAUAGCGAUGGCCUCCAGGCUGAGGGCAAGCUCCAGCGCUUUGUUUACCCUCCCUUCGGUGUCAACUUUGGUUUCCCUGAUAAGCAGUAA